Molecule: messenger RNA, 456 nt
Organism: Colletotrichum acutatum
Lineage: Eukaryota; Fungi; Ascomycota; Sordariomycetes; Glomerellales; Glomerellaceae
Exons: 4
Coding region: 1-456 (151 amino acids)
Source: RefSeq, a predicted model, not a curated record
AUGAGAACUCAUGAUCUGGGGCAAUUAAAGACAAGAUGGUUAGGCUACUCAGCAAGCACUCUAUUAAGAUAUUUCUUUACGUCUGCGGACGUUGAGGACAACAGGUUGAGAGGAAGCUGCUCGGCCGGAGGAAGAGACAUUUUACCAGGUAUUUUACGUAGUCAAGGCCCUUCAAAGGCUGGAUUGAGCAAAGUCAGUUUGAAUGAAAAUGACAAUCCGCCAGCAUCUAAAGGUCCAAGAGCAGACAAUACAGAACAUACUGCGAAGGAUUCAGAGGUGAUCCGAGCAAGUACAAUCUCUGAAGCAUGUGAGCAAGAUUAUCAUGCCGUCAAAGCCGAAAAACUGUUGAAGAGACGAGCCCUGUCCUAUGAUAAGCUGCGGACUCAGCCUAAGGCUGCAAGAGACCCUGAACAUCAUACAACUAAAGUGGUCAGCUUAGCGCUGCUUGAGUACUAG